Messenger RNA from Archocentrus centrarchus (flier cichlid), 3433 nucleotides. RefSeq names its product CLOCK-interacting pacemaker-like. The transcript is spliced from 5 exons. NCBI's taxonomy places the organism in Eukaryota, Metazoa, Chordata, Actinopteri, Cichliformes, Cichlidae. The record is from RefSeq and is a predicted model, not a curated record. Gene Ontology annotation, cellular component: nucleus. The coding region runs from base 161 to 1786 and encodes 541 amino acids. Gene Ontology annotation, biological process: negative regulation of DNA-templated transcription; negative regulation of circadian rhythm.
AGCUUCAUGAUGCAUCACGUCAGCAACUUAGAAUGGAGUUUUAAACCUUGGACUGGUGGACAUACCUUGGCAUGCAGAAGCUUGUGUUCCGGCUUCCAGGAGUGAGCACUUUUCUCAAGAUAAAGUACUGACAGCAGGACUUUUUUUUAACAGAUUCAGAAUGCCGAGAGAACAGGAGCCUUUUGGAGAACGUGCUGCCCAUAGUGCUUCUAAGAAUGCCAAGGAUAGGAGUAACAGUGCCACCUUGCGAGCAUCUCAAGGUGGCACCCACAGGGAGCAAUCUGGUGUACGUGACAUGAGCACCCGCAUGCUGCACUGUGACUCAGAGAAGGACUCAGAAAAAGACUCAGGGUACUCAGAGGCUGGCUCCGACUCUGUGCACACUGACAUAGCCGACCAAUGCAGCAGCGUGAGCAAAACUCACAGGGAAAGCAGAAAAGGCUUGAACAACAGCAAUGCAAAUGCUGCAGGCCUUGACGUGACUUCUUACGAGGAGCUCCCCCCAAUUUACCUGGUGGUCAAGCCGUCUAGACCAGGACAGCUUCUGCAUGCCCCUCUGGCAUGGGGUGGAGGUUGGCACAGCCUUGCCAGUGGCAAAACACCCACUCAGCUGUUACUGAUCCAACAGCCCUCCUCCUCUGCUGCCACACCUUCUACCUGUCUACCGCUACCACAAGGUCAAGUUAGAGAAGGAAGCAGCCGCAGCUACCAGAAUCACAGCAAGAACUCAUAUCUGCCCAUCCUGAAUUCUUACCCUCGUAUUGCUCCUCACCCAAGGAAGGAGAUCCAUGAAGGCAAAGGUACCAGAGUAGAUGGAGUUAAAGAGCUUGGCAGCGAAGGCCAGAGCCAGAGCAAAAGAGUGUGUACUGAGGAAGAAAAGAGGGAGGCUGUAUCUGCCACCAUUCACCUUCCACAGCAGCAGCAGAAAGAUGACAGAGUCCAUUCCCAGCAUAAAGUCAGAGGAGGGCACAGUUCCAUCCUCAGCUCAUCUCACUGCCUGCUGCCUUGCCAUACAUCCUCUAAAAUCCAUCACAAGUCCCACCACUGCCAAAGAAACUCCAGCUCUGAAAGUGUGGGCUCACCGUCCAUCUCCAGCUCCCACAUACGCUCGCCACCUUCUUCCUCUUCUCCCUCAUCCUCUUUUCCUUCUUCUUCAUCUCCCUCUUCUUCAACAGCUCACAGUCCAUAUCGCGUAGCUCCGGACAGCUCCUCCACACGCCAGCGCCGUUUCCUCAACACAGCAGAGAUCCUCAACCAGUCGGGCCUGCUGGCUAUUACGCUACGCGCCAAGGAGCUGCUGAAGCAGAAUGCUUCUGUAGAGAGAGAAAUCACCCAGCUAUGUCAGCACACACAUCUCCUAUCUCAGGCCAGUCAAAACAGUGGCCUUGACAGCCUUGAAAAACUCUUCCAAAUGAUGAGCGAAUCAGGCGCCUACCCCAACUUAGACUUUCAUCACCUGAAAAUGCUCAGCAGCCACCAGCAGAGCAAAACUACAAGACUACAGGACCACAAAGGGGACAACAACACAGAAACCACUGAAAUGUGUAGUAGCCUAUCACAGGUGGUGUUUGUACGCAACAUAAAUGAUGGAGCAUCACCACCCUCUCCGCUGUUUGCCCCUUCACCGGGCACAGAAGAAGCAGAGCAUGCUUACGGCUCUCUGGAGCCCAUGUCCCUGCCUCCUUCUGUUCCUAAACAAGGACACAGCCAGUCAGUCAUGGAAAAGGACUUAAAUGAUCUUACUGUGUUUCCAGAGAGUUCAACACACAGUAACUAUCUGCUCUAGAAUCUUGGGGAAUAUUCUUAUAGAACAUUGUGCAACAGGAAAGCACACGUUUGUUUGAAUUGAAACCUAAUGAAAGGGUCGUUUUGGCUGACACAGACAUGAUUUAAUGAUGAACAUGAUGUAGACGUUUCCCUACAUUUUGUCAGGGGUUUGCUAAAUCCAGGUGAUACGUUCAGUCAGGCAACUGAAACAUGUUUACAAAUGAACAGAAGCUCAGGUCUCCUGUGGAGAUUUCCAACAAAGAUCACUUCACACCAGAGGUGAUGUGCUUUUAUUUCAGUAGUUUACAAAUGCCUUAGCUCAGGUUUUUAAUAAAAAGCUUCAGUGUGCAGUGAUACAAAAAGUGUGAGUCUCUAAUUUAUCCCAUCAAACGCAAAAUGCUCCAGUGAAAUUUCCUUACAUAUUAUAUGCUUCUUGGUAUUACUGUUGUAACUGCAUUUUAAAUACAUAUAGAUAUUUAUAGUUGUAAAUAGCAAAAACCAUUAACAGUCAUCACCUUGAAUGAAUGUAGGUUUAUUAUGAAACUAAGGUCUUAGCAUUUUUUACUCGUUCUGUUCUGCAGAGCUUCCAAUAAUUUUCCAAUCCUGACUUCUUCAUACAUCACACAUUUUUUCUAUUGCAUAUUCUUCAUGACGUCUCAGUUUUAAAGUCGUCAUCACAGUCUGUGCUAUCUGACUUAGGUGUUCAUGUGUUUCUGUGUAUAAGACUCAGGGACUGAGAUUUUUAUUUGUUUUUAUUUAGGCAAAAGGAUUGUGAUACACUAUAAAAUGUAUAAAAUACAGCAAAUGGAGCACUCCAAUAAUUCUGGGAACCUAACCUGCUCGCUGGCCGGUUUUCUUCAGCUCAGAGUUUCUCUCUGACUCCUCCCCUCCUGCUGUACCUGAACCACCUGACAUUCUGAUUCAUUUCCUCAUUCAUAAUGUUGCUGUCAAAGUGAUAAGAGGAGCAAAUUAAUUUGCAGUUGUUUACAUUUUCAUAAGCACUGAAAUUCUAGUUGGAUGCUACUUUGUUUUUGUACGUGAGUGCUUUUACAGUCAUUCACUUGUCAGUAGGCUGUAUGAGGACAGCAGCAGCGAUUACAUCACAGAUUUAUGAUCAGCUCAGAAUAAAAUCUGUAGUCUUGGUCUUUCUAACUCUGUGACUUUGUGCACAGUAAUGCUGCUGUCAGACUGUCAGUCAGUUCUGAGGAACCAACAGUUGAUUUAAACAGUGUAACAAUCAAACUUAUCUGUAGGUGCAUAACACACCGAUCAAUGAUCAGUUACUUGUGUUGUAAAAGGUCAUAUUGAUGGGAAAAUGUCUGGGUAUCGCAGAUUAUGUGAAUAUUUGAGUGAAGAUGAAGCUGAAAUUAUUUAAAAACUCAAAAAUUUAACUAAAUGUAUUCAGAUACAUGUGAAAAUGAACCCCAGGAAUGUUAAUUAAAGCUGUUUAUAAAUUAUAAUGUUUAUAAACUGUAUAAAUCUUGAUAAAUGUUCCACUGAAAAUCAUGUAAAUCAGUGGGAAUACCCAGAACUGGAUCCACCCGAAGGAAUCAUAAGCUCUGCGACAGAUCAGCGAACUGUGUCUGAGUCCAGAGAGAUCUGAAACGGAUCAGGAUCACAGAAUCAGACCAGACCAGGCCCACAUCCAGCUCAGGCUCCAGUCAUU